AUGAAUAUAUUGAAUAUAAUCCAGGAAUAUGCUAAACGUUGCUUCCCUGUGUACCAACUAUUGCACAAAGAUCCACAAUGCCAUCCCAAAUUGCGCAGUUAUGCCCAAUCUUUCAGUCUUGAUCAAGAAGCUUUUAUACGUCAUGUAAUGUUGCACAGCUUCAAGUGCGAGUACAUAGAAUUUGCGUGUGAAUUGACAUUCGAAUUCUGGCACGAAUUUGGUUGGACCGACGAGAUGAUAGCAUACGAAAAUAUAAUACGCAUCACGGCCGACGUAUUACAAAUUGUUUUGAUACAUUUAGACACAUUUCCCAAAUGCACUUUUAUAAUGUUACUAUAUGCAAUCAUAAAUUACUGCAAAAUUGUGACAGAGAACAUGACAAGUGACAAGUUCGAAGCAAUUCAGAACAUCCUAUUCAGAACUCUGUCCUCCAUAAAUGAUAUUGUCAGCAAAACGUGCUAUUGUAAUACGUACAAUACUUGGCUUAAGCGCAUCCAAAAUAUAAAGAUCUCAGAUAUGGAAACAGAAAAAUAUUAUGAUGAAAUCUGUAAGUGGACUGACAGCAUCUUUCCAUAUGAAAUUGAGACAUUCAUAGAUAAUAAAUGCGUUUGUAAUGAAACUUUCUACUGCAAAUAUCACGGUUUUCUAAUUAAAAGAAAAAUCGCAGCGAAGUACAAUGCAUACAUGUUCAUACGUGAAUGCAUGAAGUUACAGAAUAAUACAAAGUUUCAAUACUACGAGCAAUUAAUACGAAAUUUAUUUAUCUUAUAA
Trachymyrmex septentrionalis is the source of this 771-nucleotide messenger RNA. RefSeq lists its product as uncharacterized. The record is from RefSeq and is a predicted model, not a curated record. Lineage: Eukaryota; Metazoa; Arthropoda; Insecta; Hymenoptera; Formicidae. Bases 1 to 771 code for a protein of 256 amino acids. The transcript is spliced from 2 exons.